AAAAAAGUUUUCCUUCCGCUUAAUCCCUAACUGGCAACUCAACUGAACCUGAAGGCUGGGCAAAAGUUGCACCGCACAUAUAUAUAGCGAGAAGGGAGCAGAGGCUUCAACACUCUCGUAAGAAACAAUCUUCGUUGAGGAUUAAGACACAACCGAAGAUGCGUCCCGCCUUCAGCAUCAGCUUUCUGGUCGUCGUGGUGGCCUUGGGUAUGGCCAGCGCCCUGCCCAAGCCAGACAGGAGAGACCAAGUAGCAGCGGGAGGAGGAGGAGCUGGAGGGAAUCCGAACCAGAGGUUCUUCCUGCCUAACCUCAUCGGAGCCGCUCAGGGAGCCGUCAACGGGUUCCUCAAUCCUUACGGCUACGGAGGAGGAUUCGGCGGCUACCCAGGAGGAUUUGGAGGUGGUUUCGGCGGCUACCCAGGAGGAUUUGGAGGCGGUUUCGGCGGCUACCCAGGAGGAUUUGGAGGCGGUUUCGGCGGCUACCCAGGAGGAUUUGGCGGCUACCCUGGCUACGGAUAUGGAGGAGGUUUCUAUGGUUGAUCGGGAUGCCCUCUGUCGUAACCUUUCAUUCAACAUCCAACUCCUGUUUCACCCAUUUCAGCCAUCUGUGUACACAUUACGCCACAAUUCCGCCGUUGUAUUUAUAAGUUAUUUAUCUGCCACGGCGAUGCAUUAGUGCGGUAUAGCUUUAAUGCAUUUGCUGUCACGUCGAACUUCAGUUUGUAGUUUUUCGACUGGUUACCAAUGUAGACUCCAAAGACGAUAAUAUAUCCCACGAUUCUUA
Messenger RNA from Macrobrachium nipponense, 783 nucleotides. RefSeq names its product keratin-associated protein 19-2-like. Bases 159 to 539 code for a protein of 126 amino acids. NCBI's taxonomy places the organism in Eukaryota, Metazoa, Arthropoda, Malacostraca, Decapoda, Palaemonidae. The record is from RefSeq and is a predicted model, not a curated record. The transcript is spliced from 2 exons.